Molecule: messenger RNA, 1409 nt
Organism: Tigriopus californicus
Lineage: Eukaryota; Metazoa; Arthropoda; Copepoda; Harpacticoida; Harpacticidae
Gene: Rab11
Product: ras-related protein Rab-11B-like
Exons: 5
Coding region: 229-876 (215 amino acids)
Biological process (GO): exocytosis
Cellular component (GO): recycling endosome
Molecular function (GO): GTP binding; GTPase activity
Source: RefSeq, a predicted model, not a curated record
GUGGAAGUAGGAGUAGUAGGAGUACUGACGACUAGUGUGCUACUACUAGCGACGGGUGAGACGAAGCAGCAGUCCGCGAAUUCAGUGAAGUGACUGGCGUUGAGUGAGUGAGUGAAUCAAUCGGGGUGCGAAAAUCCUAGCCAAUCCCUACCCAAUCCCGCCCAUCACCCCAUUGUUGUGCGCGAGACCCGCCCUAAUCCCGACGACCUGUGAUUGCCCGCCGACAUCAUGGCCACGAGAGACGACGAGUACGACUACUUGUUCAAAGUGGUGUUGAUUGGAGACUCGGGUGUGGGAAAGAGUAACCUUUUGUCGCGAUUCACACGCAAUGAGUUCAAUCUGGAGUCCAAGUCCACCAUUGGGGUCGAAUUCGCUACCAGAAGUAUCCAGGUGGAUGGCAAAACGAUAAAGGCUCAGAUAUGGGAUACGGCCGGCCAAGAACGCUAUCGAGCCAUCACUUCAGCAUAUUAUCGAGGUGCUGUGGGAGCUCUCCUGGUGUACGACAUUGCCAAACAUCUGACCUACGAGAAUGUGGAGCGAUGGUUGCGAGAGCUCCGAGAUCAUGCUGACGCCAAUAUUGUGAUCAUGUUGGUGGGGAACAAGUCGGAUUUGCGUCAUUUGCGAGCUGUGCCCACGGACGAGGCCAAGGCUUUCGCAGAACAGAACAACCUGUCCUUCAUCGAGACCUCAGCCCUCGACUCCACCAAUGUUGAGACUGCCUUCCAUAACAUUCUCACAGAAAUUUAUCGAAUCGUUUCCCAAAAAGUGUUGCCCGAAGGAGGAAGUGGUGGUGAUAAGCCUGGUCCCAAUGGCCAACCCAUUGAUCUUAAGAGCACUGUGCCAGAUCAUCCGGGAGGUAAACAAUGUUGCAAAUGAAACUGGAAUCAGCACAUCUUUUCACCUACUCCCAACACACAUGAUUAAUAUACUCCCUUGAGGAUAAAUUGAAAACGUUUGGCUCGCUUUCGUAUUUGCUAUUGUGUGAAUGAAAACUCCCAACACAACCAGAAGCUUUCCAGGUUUGAAAGCCAAACUGAUUCUGUAAGCCCAUGUUCAUCUCGUCUUCGGAGCCAUCAUAAUUCAUGCCAGUUACUUUUAACUUUCUUAUUUGACGCCGUCUUUCUCCGUGCGUUGUAUCUAACUUCUAUCUACCAUGUAGCUCUGAACUCAUGAUUGACCUUCGCCUCCCCCAAACCAUCAUCCGUUGACCGCUAAUUCAAAAGCCCACUUUUCAAUUUGGUUCUGUAUUUUACCUUUCGGUCAUGUUUGUGCAUCCAUCUUUGAUUUUUUUUUUCCUAUCACGCCCGAGCUCCUUUGGCAAGCCUUUUGGCAAGAGCACAGCUGAUUGUUCUGUUGUUGAUGAGUCGUCAGAUUUUACAUGCAAAUAAAUAGAAUAUUUUCAUAAAUGA